CUCGAAGACCCUCAACAAGGGCAACUGGGAAUUUAGAAGGACAGCUUAGUCCACUUCUGCUGGGAAUGAAAUUUUGAAAAGGAAAUUAUCAAGUUUUAUUAGUUCACAUACAGAGCCAGUGGAUGUUUCAACACCGUUUCCUGAAUGGAUUUCUGCUGAUGUACAAUUAAGAGGUAAAAUGAACAUGGAAUGAAAGCAGAAAAUGCUGGAAAUGCAUGGCAGAUCUUUGGCCUGAGACAGAGUUAAGAUUUCAGGUUUGACUUAAUACAGAGGAAACGUGGAUGAUUAACAAUUGUUAUUUCAAUGGUGUUUAAAUCUUUGGACAGACUUGAUGGAAGCAACUGAAAGAUGCAUGUAGAAACGUCAAUCAAAAAGGAAAAGCAUUUGCUGCUGUUCGGAUUGAUGAUCACCUCCAGCAAUUCUUCUAGCUUCUGCUCAUCAACAGCUGUCCCAUCAUCUGUUUCUUUCUUCCUUUCUUAGAAAGAGACAAAUACACAUUCAGACAUUUACAGACAGACAGAGGGAGGGAGAGAGAGAAUAAAACGCAGACAUGGAGAGAGGGGGAGAGAGAAACACAAAUAGGCACACAUUUACAGGCAGAAUGCAAGAGAUAUACAAAUAAAUAUCUAAACAUUAUAAUUUCAAAGACUGAAAGGGAGAAGCAAAAUUGUGAGAGACGCAUAGAUUUAACAGUUUAACAGAGUGUGUGAAAGAACAAGAGAGAAAGAGAGGCACACAGACACAUUAACUCAUUUAUUUACAUGUGCACAUUGUGCUCAUUUGUUAGUUUCUAUCGUAACUGAACUUGCAGAAUUCUGCCUUGCUUCUUGGACCAGAGCAAAUGGAACACGAGAGCCCCAAUCCCAGCUCCCCUCCGUAUUCUGAACCCCAGACUCUCAUUCGAUCUCAGCAAACAGUGCAAACUGGCAGCACUGCUGUGUGCCCAACAUUUCAGAACAUCAAAGGCCCAGUAAAUGUUACAGUGCAGACAGCCAGCAGCCACAGCGAAAGCCGACAAAUGUUAAGGGACGUUGUGGACAUCGCAGGAGUUAUUGAUAAUCACAAGAAGGUAUUGAGGGCAAAAGUCCAGUACAUCACUGAAUACACAAGUAAGCCUGGUGAAAAGAUCCUGAUAAUGGAGAAUUUCACCAACCUAUGGAUAACCGAAGGCGACUGCAACUCGAUUCCCCAAAGACAUGAGGUGAUGGAUAUUGAAGCCAUGUCCAGGCAGGAGAAGUCUGGUGCCCGUUCCAUUGACUACACAGAAAUAUUCCUCUGUUCACAGCAUGAAUCCCGGCCACCGAGGAUCACCUUAACUAAGGGAUUGGCGGGAAUUGGGAAAACCAUCUGUGUGUAUAAGUUUGUUUAUGACUGGAGUAGUGGCUCAGCGGCCUUGGACUUUGACUUUCUGUUCAUGUUUCCGUUCAGAGAACUCAAUCUGCUGCCGGAAAGUAAACUCAGCGUCUGCCAGCUGGUCCAGAGGUAUUACCCUCACAUUGAGGACACAGCAACCCUGUUAAAGGAUCCCAAUAUCAAAUGUCUCUUCAUCUUUGAUGGCUUAGAUGAAAGUCGUCUCUGCUUGGAUUUUAAUAAGAGCCCAGAAUAUGCUGACAUCGAGCACGCGAUGAAACCCCGUGUUCUCCUCGUCAAUUUAAUUAAAGGAAAUGUGCUUUCCCAUGCCUCUGUUUGGAUAACGGCCCGUCCUGCAGCUGCCCGCCAAAUCCCAGCUGCUUAUAUUGACCGACUGACAGAAAUUCAAGGGUUUCGGGAUGAAGAGAAAGUGGAAUACUUUCGCAAAAAGUGCAAAGGAAAAGCAGACAUGAUUCUGUCCAAUGUGAUGAGGCAACCCAGCCUUUUCACCAUGUGCUAUGUCCCAGCUUUCUGUUGGAUUCUGGCUACCAUCCUGCAACAUGCUAUGAAAUCUUACAGCGAGACAGAAAUCCACCAGCACACCCCCAGAACCAUCACUGAGGUCUACAGCAACUUCUUGAUUGUGAUGAUAAUGUACCACCAAGAUAAGCAGAGCCACGGGAUAACUGAGAGGGAGAAGAUUAGUGACUUGCUGCAAGCCAAGCGCCCAGUCAUUCUCAGCCUGGGGAGGUUGGCUUUCCACUGUUUGAAAGGCCAGAAGCUGGUCUUCUGUCAAAAGGACCUGGAGUCAUUUAGGGUGGACCUGUCUUUGCUAUGCGAUGGCUUUUGCAAAGAGAUCCUUCUGCAGGACGAGCCCAUCUUUCAGCACAAGGCUUAUGCCUUCAUACACCUGACGCUGCAGGAGUAUUUUGCUGCCCUAUAUGUUUUCCUUCAGCACCACAUGGGCCAGCACCCAAACCCACUAGCAAAGGGGCUGAUGACGAAGGUGCGAGGCCUGUUCUCCCGUCCCAGCUUUUCUGAUGUUUGCAGAAGUGCAUGCAAGAAAGCAGCAUGGAGCCAAAGUGGGCACCUGGAUAUGUUCCUCCGCUUCCUCUGUGGUCUCUCAACUGAAAAGAACCUGCAACUUUUGCAGGGUCUGUCAAGCCAGGAGGCGAGCAGUGGUGAGGAUGCCAUACGGACUGCAGCCUACAUCAAGAGAACUUUACACAGGGACAUUGCUCCGGAACGAUGCCUGAACCUGUUCUAUUGCUUAAAUGAGCUAAACGAUGGCUGUAUAGCUGACAAACUGAAGGAAUCGCUAAGGGAGGGAGCUCUGGCCACUCGAGACCUGGAAUCAGAUGAAUAUUCGGCCAUAGCAUUUGUGCUUCAAACAUCUAACUCUGACAUGCAGGAGUUCAAUAUAGCAGAUUACAACGUGUCUGAUGAACUGCUCUGGAGGUUGCUGCCUGUUGCAAAACUAUUCAGAACAGUGAAGUUAGUUCAAAAAGAUGUAACAAAGCACCUGGUGAACUUUCUCGAAGCUCUUCUGAUUUUAUCCAAAAGUCAAGUUCAGGAACUUUGCCUGGAAAAUACUGAAGUCAGUGAUGUGGCAAUGAAACAACUGUGCGUAGCCAUGAAGAAUUCUUAUUGCAGAUUGCAGUCAUUAAGCCUGUCAGGUACCUACUUCACUCAAAGAUCCUGGGAAGAGCUGACUACUGUUAUCAAGAAAAAACAGACAAUAUUAAACUUGGAUUUAAGCUACACAUUCCCAGAUCAUUCUGCUAUAAGUUUAUUGGCUGCUGCUCUGAAGGACUCUGAAUGCAGACUGCAAACAUUAAAACUGAUUAGCAAUGAUCUCAACUUUCAUUGUUGUGAGGAACUGGCAUCUGGGUUGUCAAAAAAUCAGAGCCUGGUGGAAUUGAAUUUGAGUCACAACCAACUGAAAGACUUGGAGGUGACAGUACUGUGCAAUGUUUUGAAGGAGCCGGAAUGCAAACUCCAAAUACUGCACCUUCAUCAUAACCAGAUCAGCAGCAACUGUUGCCAAGCAUUGGGUUCUGUUCUCACCCAAAACCAAGCAUUGACUCAACUGAACCUGACCCACAAUAAGCUCGGCAAUGCUGGAGUUAAAAUUCUGUGCAGUGCAUUGAAGAACAAAGUCUGCAAACUGCAAAAAUUGAGUUUGAAACAUAACAACCUAACGUACAAUUGUUGUGAAGAAUUGGCUUUUGCUGUCAAGGACAACUCAGAAUUACUGGACCUGGACAUCAGUGCAAAUAAGGUAACUGACACUGGUGUCAGACUCCUGUGUCAAAUAUCAACAAACCACAGCUCCAAAAUGCAGUGUUUCAGGUAAGCAUCAGU
Rhincodon typus (whale shark) is the source of this 3714-nucleotide messenger RNA. Its product is annotated as NACHT, LRR and PYD domains-containing protein 3-like. Gene Ontology annotation, molecular function: protein binding. NCBI's taxonomy places the organism in Eukaryota, Metazoa, Chordata, Chondrichthyes, Orectolobiformes, Rhincodontidae. The transcript is spliced from 10 exons. The coding region runs from base 842 to 3706 and encodes 954 amino acids. The record is from RefSeq and is a predicted model, not a curated record.